ACAAGACAUGGCGUUCAACGGAACCUGGAAAGUUGACCGCAGCGAGAACUAUGACAAGUUCAUGGAACAAAUGGGCAUUAACGUGAUGAAGCGCAAGCUGGCUGAACACGACAAUCUGAAGAUCAUCAUUGAGCAGAACGGCGACGACUUUCACAUCAAAGAAUCCAGCACGUUCCGCACUAAAGACAUCGACUUCACCCUCGGGACGGCCUUCGACUACAGCCUGGCUGACGGCACUGACGUCUCAGGCACAUGGCAGAUAGAAGGAGACGUGCUAAAGGGUAAAUUUACCAGAAAAGAUAACAACAAGGUGCUAACCACCACCAGGAGUCUUGUGAGUGGAGAAUUGGUGCAGACUUACAACUACGAGGGCGUUGAUGCAAAGAGAAUUUUCCAGAAGCAAUAAUUUUUACCUUGAUUUUUUAAACAUGUAUUUAUAGAUGUGUAUAUAUAGGGAAAUAACAUUACUGUGUACUAAUUCCUUUGUUCUU
This is a messenger RNA of Nerophis lumbriciformis (worm pipefish), 491 nucleotides long. The record is from RefSeq and is a predicted model, not a curated record. NCBI's taxonomy places the organism in Eukaryota, Metazoa, Chordata, Actinopteri, Syngnathiformes, Syngnathidae.